GCCGCCGUCGUGGCGUGCCGGCGUCGUGCGCCAGAGCGAGCUCACUGUGCUAGCGUGCUUCGCUUCACUCGCCCAGCCGUGAGCCUGUGACCGACCUCUAUAAAAGGGAACGGGAGCGGUGUGCGCAGCUCGUCACUGGCUCACGGCCAUCACUUCGCUGUGCUGAGCCGGCGCAAUGGCCACCUCCGUUCGCGUCCUCCUGCUGCUCGCCGCGGUCGUCCUGCCAGUGCCCGGGACGCUGGCGUGGAGCAACUGCCCCCCGCCGGCGCCUGGCGGCGGUGGCGGGCACGGCCCCGGCCGUCCGUGGUACCCGGCGCCCGGCAGUGGCGGCUCUGGCUCGCCGACGAGGCCUUCCCCAGGCUCCGGCUCCGGCGGCGGCGGCGGCCACGGCAAGCCGCCUAAGCACCACGGCAAGCCUCCCUCCAGCUGCCCGCCCUGCAACCCGCCGUACACCCCUCCGACGCCGCGGCCGUCUCCGCCCUACGUGCCGCCGUACACCCCUCCGACGCCGCGGCCGUCUCCGCCGUACGUACCACCGUACACCCCACCGACGCCUCGACCGUCUCCGCCGUACGUACCGCCUUACACCCCGCCGACGCCGCGGCCGUCUCCCCCGUACGUGCCGCCGUCGCCGCCCUACGUUCCGCCAUCGCCGCCCUACGUCCCACCAGCACCACCGUACGUGCCGCCGACGCCGCCGGCGGGGCGGACGUGCCCGAUCGACGCGCUGAAGCUGAACGCGUGCGUGGACGUGCUGAGCGGGCUGAUCCACCUGGUGAUCGGGCGGGAGGCCAAGUCCAAGUGCUGCCCGCUGGUGCAGGGGGUCGCGGACCUGGACGCGGCGCUCUGCCUCUGCACCACCAUCCGCGCGCGCCUGCUCAACCUCAACAUCUACCUCCCCGUCGCGCUGGAGCUGCUCAUCACCUGCGGCAAGCACGCGCCGCCGGGGUUCAAGUGCCCGCCGCUCUACGACUGAUGAGCUAGCUAGCUAGCUAGCUAGGGAGAUCACCGGCCGGCCGGCUACGCCAUGCGUGGUGCUUCCUAGCUACUGGCAUGUGAUGAUGGGAUCAUGCGCGCGUCUACAGCUUUGUGCCGUGAUUACUUUGUGUUCUUGAGUAGUAUGUGCGCUUCGUGAGGACUCGGAAUCGAAAACUUUUCUAUCUCCGAAGUGUGUAGCUUAUUAAUUAGUCGGUGCAUGUACGUAUCAUGUCGCUCUUGUCUUGUGGCGACACGCAGCGGCAAGUAUAUUGGGUUCAUUUCAA
Panicum virgatum (switchgrass) is the source of this 1262-nucleotide messenger RNA. Its product is annotated as 36.4 kDa proline-rich protein-like. NCBI's taxonomy places the organism in Eukaryota, Viridiplantae, Streptophyta, Magnoliopsida, Poales, Poaceae. The record is from RefSeq and is a predicted model, not a curated record. The coding region runs from base 176 to 976 and encodes 266 amino acids. The transcript has a single exon.